UUCUCUGGAAUCGCCGACUUUGAUUCUCCUUCUCCUCCCCGUCCUUUUGCCGUAGAGCAAUUACAACAACAAAAUCAAUCAAAGUUUACUGCUGAAGCAGCUGAUUUUCCAAGCUUCUCUGGGAUUGCGGAUUUUGAUUCCCCGUCUCCACUUUCUGAUAAAGUAAGAGCAUCAAAUGUUGUUCUGGACAGUCGUGAAGUUUGUGACAAGGAUGGCAACGCUGAUGAAACAAGAUCUAGUUCUUCAUAUGGUGAUUCUGAUCUUGUUCCUCAUCCACCAGGAGAAGAGGGGAAACUGGUGAAAGUGAGGAUUGAGGGUAGCCGGAGCCCUUGUAGAGCAUCAAGAAAUGAUGGUUAUCGUAGCAAGAUGGAUAUUGAAAUUACCAAAACAGAAGAGUCCAAAGGUUUGGGGAUUUCGGAUUGCGAUUCUUCACCUUGGGUAAAAACUGCUCUUGAGAAUAGCUAUGGAGGUGGUGUGAAUGAAAUAAGGGAUAUUCUUAAUGAUUUAAGCUCAAGGCUUGAGAUUUUAUCCAUUGAGAAGAAAAGGGAGCCUAGGAGGAUUGACUUGAAAGAUGAUUCUAAGCAUUUAUCUAAGAGUGAAGUGAACCAUGCAAAAAACAAUGAAGAAAUUCCUGACUAUGAAAGUGCUGCUUCUUCAUUUUCAACCUCGUCUGGUUCAUCAGUAGCUUCUGCUAAGGAAUCUGACAUUGGAUAUUCUCAUAUUGAUGAUUUUAAAAAGAAUAAUGAUUUUGAUGAUGCAUCUCAGAUUCGUAAUUCUUAUGAGAAGUUAGAAAGUGGCAUGAAGAUUUGUCAGCCACCUAAAAAUGACAUUAAGAAAGUUAUAGUCAACUCUGAUUCAGCUAGACGAUCAUUUGAGUCCACUUCAAGAGAAGAAGGGGAAAACGAGGAUGAUGAUUGUUUUAUUGUGAGUGGGAAGGAUUUUAAUAAGAAAGGAGUGAAGUGGCAUAAGUCCAAUCAUCUUUAUGAAGAUUCUGAUAAUUUUGAUGCAUUGGAAGAUCCUGCUGAUGUUUUUGUUUCAGAGGAGGAGCACGUAAUUACUUUGACUGGUCCAAAGUUUACCUUUAGAUUACCUGGAAAAAUUGGCAAAAUGUUGUAUCCUCAUCAGCGUGAUGGAUUGAAGUGGCUUUGGUCUCUCCACUCUAUGGGUGUUGGAGGUGUAUUGGGUGAUGAUAUGGGUUUAGGCAAGACAAUGCAGAUUUGUGGUUUCCUAGCUGGACUCUUCCACUCAAAUUUGAUUAAGAGGGCCCUGGUUGUUGCUCCUAAAACACUGUUGCCCCAUUGGGUCAAAGAACUUUCAACUGUGGGCCUUGCUGGAAAGACAAGAGAAUAUUUCGGAACUUCAGUGACUACAAGGCAAUAUGAGCUUCAAUAUGUACUACAGGAUAAAGGUAUUCUUUUGACAACUUACGACAUCGUGCGGAAUAAUGUAAAGUCAUUAAGUGGAGAUUACUAUUAUAAUGAUGAAGGAAGUGAGGAUGAAAUGACGUGGGACUAUAUAAUUCUUGACGAGGGUCAUCUGAUAAAAAAUCCCAGUACACAGAGGGCAAAAAGUCUGCUUCAGAUUCCUGCAGCACAUCGUAUUAUUAUUAGUGGCACACCCCUUCAAAACAAUCUCAAGGAGUUGUGGGCCUUAUUCAACUUUUGCUGUCCUGAGAUUCUAGGUGACUAUAAAUGGUUUAGAGAUAAGUAUGAGAAAUUAAUUAACCGUGGAAAUGAGAAAAAUGCGUCUGAUAGGGAAAAGCGCAUUGGUUCAACUGUUGCAAAGGAAUUAAGAGAAAAAAUUCAACCUUACUUUCUUCGCCGUUUGAAAAGUGAGGUAUUCAGUGAAGAUGAUUCCAGCAAUAGCUCCAAACUCUCUAAGAAGAAUGAGAUCAUUGUGUGGUUAAAAUUGACUAGGUGCCAGCGACAAAUCUAUGAAGCUUUCUUGAAAAGUGAGAUAGUCCUUUCAGCUUUUGAUGGUUCUCCUUUGGCUGCACUCACGAUCUUGAAAAAAAUAUGUGACCAUCCACGUCUCUUGACAAAAAGAGCUGCUGAGGAUGUGUUGGAAGGCAUGGAUUCAAUGCUAGACCAGCAAGAUCAUGAUGUGGCUGAGAAACUGGCAAUGCAUAUAGCAGAUGUUGAUAAAAUGUUUGACUUUGAGGAGAAGCAUGAUAUUUCCUGCAAGACAUCAUUUAUAUUGUCUUUGCUGGAUGAUUUGAUUCCAAAGGGACAUCACGUGCUUAUAUUUUCACAGACACGAAAAAUGUUAAAUCUAAUUCAGGAAUCUCUCAUAUCCAAUGGUUAUGAAUUCACGCGGAUUGAUGGCACAACUAAAGCCUGUGAUAGAUUGAAGAUUGUUAAUGAUUUCCAAGAGGGUCGUGGGGCACCUAUUUUUCUUUUGACUUCCCAAGUUGGUGGUCUAGGUCUUACACUCACGAAAGCAGAUCGUGUGAUUGUGGUUGACCCAGCAUGGAACCCAAGCACUGAUAAUCAGAGUGUUGAUCGUGCAUAUCGUAUUGGACAAAUGAAGGACGUGAUUGUGUAUCGAUUGAUGACUUGUAGCACCGUCGAAGAGAAAAUUUAUAGACUGCAGAUAUUCAAGGGAGGACUUUUUAGGACAGCUACAGAGCACAAAGAGCAAAUGCGAUAUUUCAGUAAACAAGAUCUUCAAGAGCUGUUUAGUCUACAACAAGGUUUUGACAUAUCUGUUACGCAGCAGUUGCUUGAACAGCACGGUCAGCAACAAAUGAUGGAGGACUCUUUAAAAGCCCAUAUUAAGUUCCUCGAAGGUUUGGAUAUAGCUGGAGUUAGUCAGCACAGUUUACUCUUCUCAAAGGCUGAGCCUGAACCAGUUGCUCAGGAGGAGGAGGUGCCAAGGGUGAGGGGCGCUACAUUCAGGGCAAACUCUUCCUCGCGCUUGUCUAAUGAAGAAGCUCAUAGUGCACAAUAUGCCUUCAACCCUAAAGAUGUGAAGCUGCUGCAGAAGAACUCUUCUCCUAGUGCAAGUGAACCUACGGAGGCUGAAAUCACUGAGAAAAUCAACCGGCUAUCUCAGAUUCUUGGCAAUAAGGUACAUUAAUUUUGGAGAGUUGCUG
Messenger RNA from Coffea arabica (coffee), 3094 nucleotides. The record is from RefSeq and is a predicted model, not a curated record. Lineage: Eukaryota; Viridiplantae; Streptophyta; Magnoliopsida; Gentianales; Rubiaceae.